GCAGGAGAAGAAAAGGAAGAGGAAGAGGAAGAAAAUAGGAUGGUGAUGACUGGAGGUGAACACCAAGUAAAACAUUACUACAAAUGCUGUGAGCCACAGUUUUUCAUACAGAUAGUAGCAAUCGCGAUGCUGGUGUUGUUUGCUGGGUUGAUGUCUGGACUCACCUUGGGACUCAUGUCAAUGAGCCUUUUUGAUCUUGAAGUUCUUGCCAAGUCCGGAACCCCCAAGGACCGUCUCCAUGCCUCAAAAAUUCUACCAGUUUUAAGGCAGCAACAUCUAUUGCUUUGCACUCUUUUGGUCUCCAAUGCUGCUGCUAUGGAGGCACUCCCUAUUUUUCUAGAUAAUUUGGUACCAGACUUGGGAGCAAUUCUUAUUUCUGUUACAUUGAUACUUCUGUUCGGUGAGAUAAUACCACAAUCAAUUUGUACACGAUAUGGUUUGGUCAUUGGUGCAGCCCUAGCUCCAAUUGUUCGCGUUCUUGUUUUGAUUUGCUUUCCAGUAGCAUAUCCAAUAAGCAAGCUACUAGAUUUAUUGCUGGGAAAUGAGCAUGAACCUCUAUACCGUCGAGCCGAGUUGAAAACAUUAGUUGACUUGCACAGUUUCGAGGCAGGAAAAGGAGGAGACCUAUCGCAUGAUGAGAUUUCAAUCAUCGGAGGAGCUCUUGAGCUCACGGAGAAAACAGCAAGAGAUGCGAUGACUCCACUAUCCGAAACUUUUGCCAUUGAUAUCAACGCCAAACUUGAUAGGGAUUUGCUAAAUUUGAUCAUGGAGAAGGGAUAUAGUAGGGUGCCACUUUACUAUGAGCAACCAAAGAACAUCAUUGGACUUGUUCUGGUGAAGAAUUUACUGACCAUCAAUCCAGCAGAUGAGAUACCGGUGAAGGAUUCAACCAUUCGCUGGAUUCCGAGGGUUCCAGAGACAAUGCCCUUAUACGACAUACUGAACGAGUUUCAGAAAGGUCAUAGCCAUAUGGCUGCCGUAAUAAAACCGCAUAAUCACAUGGUGGAGCAGCAAGCAAGCAAACACGUAGCCAAAGUAGUUUCAAUGAGGGAAGUGAGACUAGACAUUCAGAAUGAAAGGCGGAAUCAAAACCAUAAUGUGAAAAGCAAGAGAUCGCUGAAGAAUUUACCUGAUAGCACAACCGUUCCGCGAAGAGUAACCUCAAAGAGCAGGAGAUGGUCGGAGCAUUAUGACUCAGAGGUUCUGCAAAUCAAUGACAAGUCAUUAUCAGCACUCACUGCAGAUGGGGAAGUCAUAGGCAUCAUAACCAUGGAAGAUGUAAUUGAGGAGCUGCUAAAUGAGGAAAUAUAUGAAGAGACUGAUCUUCGUGACAACAAUUCAUAGCCUGAUUACCUUCGGGAUCCAAGAAAUAAGGAUAAUGAGUUGAAUGCAGAGAAUGUUGAAAUCAUAUCGACAUUAUGGCUCACAGGUUUUAACCUACAUCCCAAAGAAUGUGGCUCAUGACUUGGGAUAACUUACUGGUCAUGGAGUGCGACACAGAAUUUUCUCAGAUUUUUUUCUUUGGUUCACAUGAUAU
This is a messenger RNA of Rhododendron vialii, 1537 nucleotides long. RefSeq names its product DUF21 domain-containing protein At2g14520-like. Bases 40 to 1344 code for a protein of 434 amino acids. The transcript is spliced from 11 exons. Gene Ontology annotation, cellular component: intracellular membrane-bounded organelle. Gene Ontology annotation, biological process: magnesium ion homeostasis. Lineage: Eukaryota; Viridiplantae; Streptophyta; Magnoliopsida; Ericales; Ericaceae. The record is from RefSeq and is a predicted model, not a curated record.